UAGUUGAUAUAUUGCCCUCUGUAUCUUCUGCUGAACCCAUCCAUUAUACAUCUUCUGGAACAUCUACAGCAACACUAGUUUCAUGCUAAGAUGUCUGAUUCCAGUAGCGUCCCUCACAUAGCUCUUCUUCCUAGCUCUGGCAUGGGGCACCUUACACCUUUUCUCCGGCUUGCUGCUUCACUUGUGUCGAACUGCAACUGCCAUGUUACCCUCAUAACCAUCCAACCAACUGUUUCUUUAUCUGAAUCAAAAUUAGUCUCUAACUUCUGUUCUUCUUUCCCUCAAAUCACUCCGACACAAUUCCAGUUGCUUCCUUUCGAUCCAUCCACAGCAAAUUCUCAAGACCCUUUCUUCCUUCACAUGGAAUCCAUCCGUCGUUCUGCUCAUCUUCUCUCUCAUGUUCUUGCUUCUCUUGCAUCUCCUCCUCUUAAUACUUUUAUCAUAGACAUAACAUUAGCAUCUGCAUUCCUGCCCGUCACCUCCAAUCUUAACAUCUCCAGCUACAUCCUCUUCACUUCAUCAGCCAAAAUGUUAUCUUUAUGUGUCUAUUUCACUAAGAUCCUUGAAUCUUCCACUGAAAGCAAUCAGUACUUAGAGAUCCCUGGUACAUCUCCAUUGCCCAUAUCAUCAGUACCACCAGUAUUAUUUGAUUCAAGUAAUCUUUUCACUUGCCAUUUCAUAGAGAAUGGUAGUAAAUUGGUAGAAUCAAACGGAAUUUUGAUCAACACACUUGAAAGUCUAGAAAGUGAAACUCUUGCGGCUUUAAAUGAUGGGAAGGUGGUUGAUGGGUUACCACCAGUUAUAUCAAUUGGACCUCUGGAACCCUGUGAAUUUGAAAAGUCUUCUGUAUCAUCACCCUUGAGGUGGUUAGAUAAUGAACAAAGCGGGUCUGUGGUAUAUGUUAGUUUUGGAAGUAGAACAGCAAUGGGUAGAGCACAAAUCCGAGAAUUGGCUGUUGGUUUAGUAGAAAGUGGGUGUAGUUUUUUAUGGGUAGUGAAAGAUAAGAAAGUUGAUAGAGAGGAAGAAGAAGGAUUGGAAAUAAUAUUAGGUAAUGAGCUAAUGCAGAAAGUGAAAGAAAAGGGUCUAGUUUUGAAGGAAUGGGUUGAUCAAGAAGGGAUAUUAAGUCACUCUAGUGUGGGAGGAUUUGUAAGUCAUUGCGGGUGGAAUUCCGUGACAGAAGCUGCAUUGUAUGGUGUGCCCAUUUUAGCAUGGCCCCAAGCUGGCGAUCAGAGGAUUAACGCUGGAGUGGUAGAGGAGAAUGAGUUAGGCUUGUGGGUUAAGAGUUGGGGUUGGGGUGAUGGGCAAGUGUUAGUGAAGGGAAAAGAGAUUGGGGAGAAAAUUAAAGAACUGAUGAAUGAUGGGGGGUUGAAAGUAAAAGCAGCCCAUGUUAAGGACAGUGCAAAGAAGGCCAUUGAAGUUGAUGGUACCUCUAAGAAUGGUUUUUCUAAACUUAUCAACUCAUGCAAUAAAUAAUGAGAAGAAUCGAAUGAUGUAACUUUUAAAUAAGAUCUUCCACGAAAUGAGUGUAUUCCCAUAAGAAUGUAUUGUUGUUAUCGGAUUGGUAGAAAUAGAAUUGUCUAAGGUAUAUUCCGGUGCACAUUUAAACACCAAAAUUUA
Papaver somniferum (opium poppy) is the source of this 1617-nucleotide messenger RNA. RefSeq names its product UDP-glycosyltransferase 13-like. Lineage: Eukaryota; Viridiplantae; Streptophyta; Magnoliopsida; Ranunculales; Papaveraceae. Gene Ontology annotation, molecular function: UDP-glycosyltransferase activity. The transcript has a single exon. The record is from RefSeq and is a predicted model, not a curated record. Bases 91 to 1473 code for a protein of 460 amino acids.